GUCAGAAUAAUUUCGUUCCUGGAAAGAAAAAUGUGGAAGUAGGACCCCGUUCGUAAUUGGUUCAAGUUUUAGUUGACUUCGAGAUCUCAAACAAUCCACCAGCCAUGUCCCCUGGCCACUUAAUCCUACUGCAGUUCAGCAUGCACUGUUUCAAGAUCAUUUUCAUCUAUUGCAUCUGUGUUAAUGUCCUGGAACAUCUAGUCCAAAGGGUCCAGGAACACUGAGCUGGAUAAUCCUGGGGGCCAGAAUACGGAAUCAAUAAAAUGCGGCAUCUAUUUCAAAAUUGUAUUGUUCUUUUUUUUCCUCUUUUUGAUGGCAAAUAUUGCAUUUAUACCCGCAAAAUGUGGGCUGACUUUUUUCAUCUCCACUCGAGUUGAAAAUCGAUACGAUUUACCAUGCAAAAGCAGUCGCGGAGAAAACCCGAAACGGAAAUUUAAAUUACCUGCAACGUAAUUACACAAAAGAAUAUGCCAAUAAAAAUGACUUAUGUAUCAAUUUCCUUUACGACACAAUCCCAGACGAAAUGGGGAAGAUGAUGACGAUGAUGAUGAUGAUGAUAACAAUAAAAGGCAACGUAGCACA
Drosophila mauritiana is the source of this 582-nucleotide messenger RNA. RefSeq lists its product as uncharacterized. The coding region runs from base 105 to 224 and encodes 39 amino acids. Lineage: Eukaryota; Metazoa; Arthropoda; Insecta; Diptera; Drosophilidae. The record is from RefSeq and is a predicted model, not a curated record. The transcript is spliced from 2 exons.